Molecule: messenger RNA, 2186 nt
Organism: Eleginops maclovinus (Patagonian blennie)
Lineage: Eukaryota; Metazoa; Chordata; Actinopteri; Perciformes; Eleginopidae
Gene: yif1b
Product: Yip1 interacting factor homolog B (S. cerevisiae)
Exons: 8
Coding region: 120-1046 (308 amino acids)
Biological process (GO): endoplasmic reticulum to Golgi vesicle-mediated transport
Cellular component (GO): COPII-coated ER to Golgi transport vesicle; Golgi membrane; endoplasmic reticulum-Golgi intermediate compartment
Source: RefSeq, a predicted model, not a curated record
GAAGACACCGCUUACUUCCGUGUCAGUGUUACUUCCCCCGGUUGCUUGCUAUCUAGUAGCGUCUGCCUCUCACUGUAGUCUGUUAUCCUGCAUCUACUGCUACCAUAUUAUCAGUCCAAAUGGAUUAUACUGCAACUCAAAGUGGGUUCAGACAGCGUAAGUUACAGCCUAAUAUGCGUGUGAGAAAUAGCCCAGUGGAUGGUACGGAUGGCAGCCAGUUGUUUGAGGACACAAGUGGAGUUGCAUCGGGACCACCGGCAGGAUACAGUAACCAGCAGGCUGGGCUUCAAGCAGCAGGAUUUUCCGGCCAGUCCCUCCUGUCAGACCCAAUGUCUAACCUGGCGAUGGCCUAUGGCAGCUCACUGGCCUCCCAGGGAAGGGAAAUGGUGGACAAGAAUCUGGACAGGUUCAUUCCAAUUUCUAAGCUGAAAUAUUACUUUGCCGUGGAUACUGUGUACGUGGGGAAGAAGCUGGGCCUUCUUGUUUUCCCUUACAUGCACGAGAACUGGGAGGUGAGCUACCAGCAGGACACUCCUGUGGCGCCACGCUUCGAUGUGAACGCUCCUGAUCUCUACAUUCCCGCCAUGGGCUUCAUCACAUACAUCCUGGUGGCUGGACUGGCCCUCGGCACACAGAACAAGUUUUCCCCGGAGCUGCUGGGAGUUCAGGCCAGCUCAGCGUUGGUGUGGCUGAUCAUGGAAGUCCUGGCAGUCCUGCUGUCGCUCUACCUAGUGACCGUUAACACUGACCUCACGACCAUUGACCUGCUGGCCUUUUCUGGCUAUAAAUACGUUGGGAUGAUCGUAGGUGUAGUGUCAGGCCUGUUGUUCGGUAGGCCAGCAUACUAUCUCUCUCUACUGUGGUGUUGUGCUGCCAUCUUUGUCUUUAUGAUCCGAACCCUACGUCUGAAGCUUUUGUCGGAGGCGGCGGCGGAGGGGAGGCAGGUGAGAGGAGCCAGAAACCAGCUGAGGAUGUAUCUCACCAUGUCUAUAGCAGGAGCUCAACCUAUCUUCAUGUUCUGGCUCACCUACCACCUGAUCAGAUAAAACCCACACACUCAUUUGUAAUAGAUGGACUUUGCUUUCUGAACGCCAUAUCACCGCCCGUAGAAACACUCAAGAAAACACACACAUCAGAGGAGCUGGACUUGGAUGUAACACACAACGGCCCACAUUUUUUGGAUGAUAAAGACCCACUCCAUGUAUGCAUGGAGCUGAACAACACAUGCUAAAAGACGAUUAAGAGAGGGGAGGCGUUACUGUCUCUCCUCUCACAGCACAGUCCCGUUUCAUUAGAAUAUCGUUGCCUUUUUUUUGUCCUUUUCUAUGUAAUGUCUUCAAAAUUGUGUAGCUAAAGUAAGUGGCUUUUUGUUUGGUUUUUCUAUGUAAUUAUUUGUUGAUUCUGUUUAUUUAAGGUUGUAUGUAUGUGAAUAGCAAAAGUAUUAUUGCAGCCGAUGCUGCUCUGGACUGAUAUCUCAUGUGAUUUUUCUGAGCCAACUCUAAAGAAAGCACACUAGCCUGACACGAACCGUCCAUGUAACGACAAGAAAGUAGUAAGAAACAGGUUUGAAAGGUGAUUAAAAUAUCCUUUUCACUGCACCUAAUGUCUAUGUUGUGGCAGAGACCUCCUCAUCAGGAACCUAGGGUUAUCUAACUGGUGUAACGGGGUGUAGAAGCACCUCUGUUUUAUGUCUUUAAUCUUUUUGUAUGUGCUUUGAUACAUGUCUGAGCUUUGCUGCCUGACAACUGUUGAAUAGAAUUGUCAACUCUGUAAGCUACGACUUUAAAGGUGCAUACCUUGCAAUGUAAUGUUGAAUUGACUUUGAUAUCCUUUUUAAAAACCAAGUAAAUUAUUUACUGCUUUUCAUAUUGAAAGUCGGGCGUUAUAAAGAAAAGGGAAGCACGGGGAUGGUCUGUUCUGUGAAAAUGUGUUGUCUCUUUGAGAUACUUGAAAUACUUUCAUGUGCUUUAAUGUAAAUCAUCUUAUAUCACCGCGUCACUAAGUGUCAGCUUUUUUAUGUUGCCACUGUUUACUCAAACCAAGGUAGCAUUUGCAAACAUUUAAAUUCAUUCAGGAAACUAUUAGAGAUUCAGGAUCUUUGCAACUCGGAUGACAUUUCUGAUAAUUGAUGAUGAAACGGUUUUGUCAAUAGACUGAGGUGCCAAUAAAACUUUUUUCAAAAUGUU